CAACUGCAGCGGCAACUUCAUUUACAAAGGAGUUGCUAUUCAAGUCAAAUCCUCGUCGAAGAAAAUGCGAUUUCAAGUCAUUGUUUUUAUCUGUCUGGCAGUUUGUGCAGGUCAUGUGCUUUCUGUUACGAAGAACCCUGAAAAGCGGGUGAUGGCGCUACGGGAUGCUCUCAACCAAAUCAUCGAUGAAAACCAACAGAAACGGGAUAUUGGCUGUCCAUUCCACGCUUGUACCGCUGAAAUUAUGGGUUGUCCUUUGGCGAUCGAGAACGGAUGUGUUAUGUGCAAAUGUGCCCAGCGACAAAGCGUCGAAGCACGAGCACCAAGCACAGACAAAGGAACGUGCAUGCUGAUACCUGACGCGGGACCUUGUAAAGGUUAUCAUCAACGUUUCUACUUUGAUCGAGCGUCUAUGUCCUGCCAGAAGUUUAUUUAUGGUGGUUGCCAUGGGAACGGCAACAAUUUUGAGACUUUAGCCGGGUGUAAUGCGGCUUGUGCACCAAAAGCUGCUACUUAUGCCAGCACACAAAACAAGGGAGCGUGUAUGUUGGUACCAGAAGCAGGUCCAUGCAUGGCGCUUCACGUCCGUUAUUACUUUGAUCGGGCGAGUAUGCAGUGCCAGAAGUUUACAUACGGAGGGUGCAGUGGUAAUGAAAACAAUUUUGAGACCUACGAAGAAUGUACCGAAGCAUGCUCACCAAAAUCAAGCGUGUCAAUCAGGGCAGCACCACAGGAUAAAGGGGUGUGCAUGCUUAUCCCUGAUGGUGGGCCAUGCUUUGGCGCUCAUGUUCGCUUUUACUUCGACCGUAGCUCAAUGACAUGUCAGAAGUUUCUGUACGGAGGUUGCCAUGGUAACGGAAACAACUUUGAGACCUUGGAAGAAUGUUCCAGUCAAUGUGGAUUGAAAUCUAGAAUGGCAGAAAACGAACCGGUUCAUCCCUGCCCGUUGCACGGGUGUACUGCUUAUCGGUUAGAGUGCGGUCCUGGGGUGGGGCUUAAGACAAACGAACACGGGUGUACGCUGUGCGAGUGCGAGACGAGUAACUCGGUAGAAGAACCAGCGAUUCCGUGCCCCGCUCAUGCUUGUACUGCUGAGAACAUGGGAUGUUCUGGUGAACUUGCAAAGAACGCGAACGGAUGUGAUUUAUGCGAAUGCGCAGAGUCGGCUCCAGUAGCAUGCCCAAUGCAUUCUUGUGAAGCAGAGGCCAUGGGUUGCGAGUACGGGCUUGCUAAAGAUAAAAAUGGAUGCGACAUGUGUCAGUGUGAAGGGACUGAAGGAGACGAAAGCAAUGAAGUAAUGGUGGCUGAGCUUUCUCUAUGCCAACAACAGCGGGUUAAGGCACUUGAGAUACAGGGCCAAGUACAAGAUGGCCCGUUUGUACCGAAAUGCCUCGAAGACGGCAGUUAUAAAAAAGUUCAAUGUUACUACGACGAAUGCUGGUGCGUUGACACACAGUCUGGUAAAGAACUUGAAGGAACGCGAUCUCCAAUUUCGAAACAGAAAUCCAUGACAUGUGAAGUUAAUCCAAGCCCUUCUGGCCCCGGAAAAUCACCCGGUCCGGCUUCGAAAAGAUCUGAUGUUGAAACGGCUCGAAAAAGGGUUGAGACAGCCCUGAACCAGGCUCUUCACAAAUAAGAAUACUGGAUGAAGAUAACACAAUUAUUGCUAGCUUUUAGAAUGCAUGAGCUUACUGCCAAAUAUAUAUAUAUAUAUCACUUAUAUAAUUGAAUUAUGCUAGUGGUGAUAUUGUGCUCGUAUUAUAAAUAUGAAUUAAACGAAUAAUUUAAAACA
Molecule: messenger RNA, 1792 nt
Organism: Ciona intestinalis (vase tunicate)
Lineage: Eukaryota; Metazoa; Chordata; Ascidiacea; Phlebobranchia; Cionidae
Source: RefSeq, a predicted model, not a curated record